GCAAUGCCGGCAUGGCAGUCGGUGGAAACUGAAGGGUCGGUGGAUGGUUUCCUCUCCCAACGGCAGCCCUCUGACAAGCCAUUGCCGUCGCGGUACCGUGAUGGUAGCGAAGUAUCCAGGGCAAGAAUCGACCCAGAAGUCCAGAUGACAAACCGUCGUGGCUGUCAUCGGGAAGAGUUGCGCCAUUGCACUGGGCGCGAGUGAUGGAGUGAGAUUGUCUCAGAUUGGAGAGGGCCUGCAGGCAACCUGGUUUCAGUCGAGAUGCAGCAAUCAGGUCAGCCACGGCGGACUUCGCUUGCGCGAUGAGGCAGUUGAGGUUCAAACAGAGGGUUUGCGAACAGUUCCUCGUUCAUUGAUUGAUGGCAAUAAUCGAGAAUUGA
Molecule: messenger RNA, 380 nt
Organism: Aureobasidium pullulans EXF-150
Lineage: Eukaryota; Fungi; Ascomycota; Dothideomycetes; Dothideales; Saccotheciaceae
Exons: 1
Coding region: 4-204 (66 amino acids)
Source: RefSeq, a predicted model, not a curated record